Messenger RNA from Penicillium waksmanii, 1767 nucleotides. RefSeq names its product putative siderochrome-iron transporter Sit1 (gene sit1). Gene Ontology annotation, biological process: intracellular iron ion homeostasis; transmembrane transport. Gene Ontology annotation, molecular function: siderophore-iron transmembrane transporter activity. The transcript is spliced from 9 exons. The record is from RefSeq and is a predicted model, not a curated record. Bases 1 to 1767 code for a protein of 588 amino acids. NCBI's taxonomy places the organism in Eukaryota, Fungi, Ascomycota, Eurotiomycetes, Eurotiales, Aspergillaceae. Gene Ontology annotation, cellular component: vacuolar membrane; endosome.
AUGGCCGACUAUAGGGGCGCGAGUGAUGACCAUCUCGAAGAAAGUCCGGAGAAGCAGAUCAACUCCUCCACAGAAUCAACUCGAGAUGUUCAUCUGCUGGGAGAAGGUAGCCCCGGUGUUCGCCGCAUCGAAAUUAUCGCAUCAGAAUUUCGCUUCAUCGAUCGGAUUUUUCUGUUCUGCGGUAUUUUUCUCGUUGCAUACGUCUAUGGCCUAGAUGGUACUGUCCGGUAUACCUAUCAACCUUAUGCCACCGCAAGUUAUGGCCUUCACAGUUUACUCGCAACUAUCAACGUUCUUCGAGCUGUUAUUGCCGCCGCCGCUCAGCCUACUGCUGCCAAGAUUGCCGAUGUUUUCGGCAGAGUUGAACUUAUCUUGAUCUCGAUUGUCUUCUAUACGGUCGGCACAAUUAUUGAAACGUUUGCUACGAGUGUGGAGGCCUUUUCUGCGGGGGCUGUCAUCUACCAGGUCGGAUACACAUGCAUCAUGUUUAUUCUUGAAGUCCUGGUUGGAGAUGUGACUUCUAGCCGCUCUCGCCUCUUAUUCUCAUUCAUCCCAGCGCUUCCUUUUAUUAUCAACACCUGGAUCAGCGGUAAUUUGACUGAUGCAGUUCUCAAAGUGACAACCUGGAAAUGGGGAAUCGGCAUGUUCGCGAUUAUUUACCCGGUUUGUUCGCUACCUUUGAUCGCCGUGCUUUUCAUUGUUCGCCGCCGCGCGAAACGAACUGGGAAAUUGGAAUCAUAUAAAAGUUCCCUCGAGCUACUUGGUGGUCAGAAACUGGCUCUAGAGCUAUUCUGGCACCUCGACGUGAUUGGGCUUAUCCUUAUGAUUGCUAUGCUUGCCUGCAUUCUCGUUCCCUUCACCCUUGCAGGAGGAGUUACUGCGCAAUGGAAGACGGCAAAAGUUAUAGCACCACUUGUCGUUGGAGUUCUGCUGGUUCCAGUCUGGGUCUAUUGGGAGAAAACAUGCCCGCACCCUAUGCUGCCAUUCAAAAAACUGAAAGACCGCGCUAUUUGGGGCCCUAUUGGUAUUGCGGUUAUGUUAAACACCGCGUGGUAUCUCCAAGGAGAUUUCCUUUACACCGUUCUUUACGUCAGCUUUGAUGAAUCGGUACUUAGUGCGACCAGAAUUACAUCUCUUUACAGCUUCACUUCUGUUAUUGCCGGCGUGAUUCUCGGAUUUAUCGUCAUGAAGCUUCGUCAGCUCAAGCCUUUCAUUGUAUCUGGAACUGUGCUAUUCAUGGUUGCAUUUGGCAUCCUCAUUUACUUCCGCGGUGGCUCCAGUGGCUCUAGUCAUUCAGGAGUUAUCGGAGGACAGGUGCUUUUAGGUCUUGCCGGUGGACUAUUCUCUUACCCAGCCCAGGCAAGCAUUCAAGUUGCUUCCAAGCACGAACAUCUUGCUGUUGUGACUGGAAUCUACCUUGCUUCCUAUAACAUUGGGAGUGCGAUUGGGAAUACAAUUUCAGGCGCGAUCUGGAAUCAGGUACUGCCAACAGAGUUGAUUCGACAACUUGGGAACGAGACUCUUGCAGCCGAAGUUUAUGGAGCACCAUUUCCAUUUGCAGACGCGAAUCCGGUUGGUACACCGGAUCGGGAUGCCGUGAUUGUGGCAUACCAAAAGACCCAGCGUCUGCUCUGCAUAACGGGUAUUUGUCUAACCGUACCGUUGAUUGCAUUCGCUCUCUGUAUUCGGAAUCCAAAAUUGACUAAAGAGCAAAGCCUGGUUAAGGAUGACGAUCAGUCAAGCCAAGACUCCACAUCACUGCGCUAA